Moneuplotes crassus is the source of this 1357-nucleotide messenger RNA. The record is from the annotation of a GenBank genome assembly. Lineage: Eukaryota; Ciliophora; Spirotrichea; Euplotida; Euplotidae.
AAUAAACAUAGAUGUCGUGGAAGAUAUUUGCCAACUAACUUAUCUGAUGGGAGUAACCCCAAUAGUGAAUAAUAAACUCAAAUCAAAGAGGAGUAAGCAAUCAAAACUAAAUUCAGGUGAAGACCUUCAAACAAGAAGCAACAGGUCUAAAAUUAAAGGCAAAUGGAGAAAUAGUGAACACAUGCAGUUCAUCGAGUGCUUCAGAAAACACGGCACCAAUUGGGACAAACUCGAAAAGUCAGUCCCUACCAGAACCAGCCUGCAAGUGAGGACUCAUGCACAGAAGUUCUUCGAGAAAAUCACCAACAACUACAAAGUGGACAACCCUGUGGAGUUCUACAUGAAGAACCUUAGGAACCAUCAGAUGGACCUGGACCACAACAUUGAAGAGCAGCUGCAGAAUCCCAGAGUCUCAAUCAUUCAGAAGCAAGUGGGUCCCAGGCAUAAUGAGGCUGUGUCAAAUAAAGAGCAAGAUGAGUUCACUUUUGAGAGGAAUAAUGAGCAUAUGAAUCAGCAUAAAGGCCUGGUCAAUAGAAAAAGGACAAACCAACAACUCUUCAAGUCAUCAAAUAAGCCCUCAGACGAACAUGGAUCAGGUUAUCUAAGUAAGCCAAUGAAGUACUUCAAAGACAGUUCUGGAAACCACCAUGACGCAUCGACUGGAAUCUCAUCCAGCUACUUGUGCUUGAAUGGAGGUGAAAUUUUGAUCAAAGGCAAUGGCAUCAAAACCACAGCUCCAUGUGACAUCCAGAAUAUCAAGAUGCUCAAUGGAUCCGAGCAAACCAUGAUUUGUGCAAACCAGCCUGUACAAAUCACGAUCACACCGAUCUCACAAGGGCAAUCUGCUAACAAUUCAAUUGUGUUCAAUCACAACAUUGGUUCAUUCAUACCACCAUCUGGAUCAGGGAUGCCAGAGCCCGACAGAAGAGUGAUGUCAUCACAAAGUGACAGCACCAACUACCAGCUCAUCAUGGGCAUUCUUGAGAACAACUUCUGUCUCCGAGACAUCAGAGGAAUGUGUGGGCUAAGCUCUGAAUGCAGAGUAAGUUCUUUAACAAGCAGUGGAUUGAACCCAAACAACCGAGAAAGUGUGAGUUACCCAUCAUCAUCACCAUUCAGAGUGGGUCAACAAGAGAGCAAGCCCUCAAAUAGUAACACCCGGAAUAACAGAAAGAGUAACUCAGAACCGAUGGCCUACACCCGAACGAACAACAACUUCUUCAAAAGUGUAGACUUUCAGGGUAAGAACUCUGAAGGAGAAAUAGCCAGCAAAGGAUCUUCCCAACUCAGUGGUUAAUUUCCAACUAUUCAAGUCAAAUUUAAUAAUUUAGUUAUUUUCAGUCUCUAAACGGCAUCU